CUUUCCUUAGGACUGAUUGUCCCUCUCUCGUCCGCAGGCAGAGACAGGAAGCCUCUCUCCCCUUAUCCUGUCAUGUUUUCACCUCAAUACCAACAAAUAACAUCCCACCUAUCUCUCUCCGUAUCUUCCUCUCAUUCUCUCUGUUUAAAUUCCAAAUCUUUGUCACAAAACAGAUAAGAAGGCUCUUCUUUCAAGGAUUUCUUUAUAGAAAAAACACUGAAUUGAAUUGAAUGAUAAAAGAAUCAUACAGUGAUAAUAAUUAUAGUAGCUAGCGGUAGACUAGUAGCUAAGUGGAGGAUGUCUUGUUUACUGCCACAGUUCAAGUGCCAACCAGACUCUUUCUCUAUUCAGUUUAGAAAUCUCCAACAUCACAGCACCAACCAUAUCCAGCUCUCAAAGAAUGGGGAGCCAUUUUGUUUCCGAGCACAAUGCGCUUUGUCUUCUGCAUCACCAUCAACAUCAACUGCUGUGCUCAAUCUGGAGAAGUUGAGAUUGCCUUCUUUAGAAUCUCAUUCUGAUUCAAUUGCUGCAAACAGGCCGUGGACAUAUAUAGGGGGGAUUGGUCCACCCAAAGAGCCACUCUUUGGAACUAGUUUAGCCACUGAAACACUUAUUAUAAAUGAUGAGGCUGUAAUUGCUGCAGCUGCUGCUGAAGCAGUUGCUCUUGCAAGAGCUGCUGUCAAGGUUGCGAAAGAUGCAGCUGAAAUGGCCAAAAAUUACUGUUCUGUGAAUACAGAAACUAAAAUUCCAAUUGCAUCCACAGCAGAUUCCUUUUCUUCAAUGUGGUCUCUGCUUACUGGAAAAGAACGAGCUGAUAUAAUUGGAGUUUCCUUCUCAGCUGAAACUGGACUAAGAGAAGAAUGUUCGACUCAAUACCCUACCGAAGAAUCUGAUUGUUUCGGACCAACACAUGAAGAACUUGCACUUUUGGAGAAACAGCUUUCUGAGAGUAUAGUUGUGCGAUCAAAGCGCCAAACACAGAGAAAAGCUAAACGUGCAAGAGCAGCCGAAAAGGCUGCUGCAAAUUUUGUGUUCAUGAAGUCCGGUUCUGCUUGCAAGAAAAAGCGUGUGCCCGUGCAAGAGGUAGACCAGUCUGAUCCGUUGCGUUUUUUUAGAGGAGCUAGCACCUCUUCCAGGCUUCUCAGUGCUACCGAAGAAGUGGAGUUGUCAGAAGGAAUACAGGACCUACUAAAACUUGAAAGGAUCGAGGAGGAGCUUAAGGAGCGAUUUGGAGGCAAGCCCACCUUUGCACAAUGGGCUGCUGCAGCUAGAGUUGAUCAGAUAACUUUGAGGAAGCGCUUAAACUAUGCUAUCCUUUGCAAAGACAAAAUGAUAAAAUCCAACAUUCGGCUUGUUAUUUCAAUUGCCAAAAAUUAUCAGGGAGCUGGGAUGAAUCUCCAAGAUCUUGUUCAGGAAGGAUGUCGAGGCCUAGUACGUGGUGUAGAGAAGUUUGAUGCAUCAAAAGGUUUCAAAUUCUCAACAUAUGCUCACUGGUGGAUUAGACAGGCAGUACGCAGGUCUCUCUCUGAUCAAUCUAGGACAAUUCGCUUACCUUUUCACAUGGUGGACGCAACUUAUAGAGUGAAGGAGGCUAGAAAACAAUUUUAUAGUGAAAAUGGAAGACAUCCUGAUGAUAAAGAAGUUGCAGAGGCAACUGGGCUCUCGAUGAAGAGGCUCAGUGCUGUACUACUAACUCCAAAAGCCCCAAGAUCUCUUGACCAGAAGAUGGGGUUUAACAUGGAUCUUAAACUUUCGGAAGUAACUGCGGAUCCCGAAGCAGAAACAGCAGAAGAUCUGCUAAUGAAGGAAUUUAUGAAAAAGGACCUGGAGAGGGUUCUGGAAAGUCUCAGUCCAAGGGAGAAUCAGGUCAUCAGAUGGAGAUUUGGUAUGGAGGACGGAAGGAUGAAAACAUUGCAGGAGAUUGGGGAGUUGAUGGGUGUCAGCAGAGAAAGAAUCCGGCAAAUUGAGCUGAGCGCAUUUCGAAAGCUAAAGAACAAGAAUAGAACCAAACAGUUGAGGCAGUAUUUGGUUUCAUAAAUCACAUCAUUCAUGAAUUGGUUUGCCGAAGAACCUCGUAACCUGCCUAGGGAUCCAAAGGGCCUGUCUUUCAUGUAUAUUUAUUUCUUAAUUUUUCUUCAGCAAUUGAAAUUUUAUGUUUCAGGAUCUUAGAAAGUUGUUGUGCAUAGAAGCAAAUCAUUUUCUUGA
This is a messenger RNA of Populus trichocarpa (black cottonwood), 2205 nucleotides long. RefSeq names its product RNA polymerase sigma factor sigB. NCBI's taxonomy places the organism in Eukaryota, Viridiplantae, Streptophyta, Magnoliopsida, Malpighiales, Salicaceae. Bases 298 to 2037 code for a protein of 579 amino acids. Gene Ontology annotation, molecular function: DNA-binding transcription factor activity. The record is from RefSeq and is a predicted model, not a curated record. The transcript is spliced from 7 exons. Gene Ontology annotation, biological process: DNA-templated transcription initiation; regulation of DNA-templated transcription.